AGAAGCACACACGUACGGCCUCAACCAUGCUUUGCAAGAACACCAUGGCCUCCCUUGUCUUCCUUGUGGCGCUGCUGCUCUCAUGCAGCUCCAUGAGCAGUGCGGCACGGUACCUAGAGGAGGUUGUGCCCAAGAAGGAGUAUCCACCACAUCCUAUCGUCCCAGAGCUGCCAAAGCCCGAACUCCCGCCGCACCCUGCCGUGCCUGAGCUGCCGAAGCCUGAACCACCGCACUCUCUCGUGCCCGAAGUGCCACACCCCAUGGUGCCGGAGACGCCAAAGGAGCCUGAAGUGUCACACCCCGUGGUGCCGGAGGUGCCAAAGCACGAGCUGCCACCGCACCCUGCUAUGCCCGAGAUCCCGAAGCCUGAACUGCCGCAUCCGGUUGUGCCUGAGGUGCCAAAGGAGACUGAAGCGCCACACCCAAUCGUACCGAAGGUGCCAAAGGACCACGAUCUGCCACACCCUGCCGUGCCGGAGACGCCAAAGGGGCCUGAAGUGCCACACCCCGUCGUGCCAGAGGUACCAAAGGAGCACGAGCUGCCGCACCCUCCCGUGCCAGAGGUGCCAACGGAGCCCCAUGUGCCACACCCUGAGGUGCCGAAAGAGCCCGAGUUACCGCACCCUGUUGUGCCAGAGGUCCCGAAGCACGAAAUGCCGCCGUUCCCCAAAGCCGAGCUGCCCCCGAAGCCCGAGUUCCACUUUCCGGAGCCAGCGGCCAAGCCAUGAUAGGACUAGCUACAUCCGCGCAAUGCCCGUUAUCUAAGUAUUAAAACUAUAGACUAUACAUGUGUGUGUGUGUGUGUGUGUGUGUGAGAGAGAGAAAGAGAGAGAGAGAGAUUUGUUAUAGACUUAUUUGCAUGUGUGUGUUGUACAUGUCGUUAGAGCUUGCGCUCUAGUUCCCGACGAGAGCGUCAAGUCUGAGUGGUGUUGCAUGGUGUAGCUGCUCAACAUAUUCCCUACUUCACUUUGCCUGUAUGCACGAUGUAUAUGAUAUCUACACAUGAAUAAAUAUAUUUCAUUUUUUGA
Triticum dicoccoides is the source of this 1028-nucleotide messenger RNA. Its product is annotated as protein PELPK1-like. The transcript has a single exon. The record is from RefSeq and is a predicted model, not a curated record. NCBI's taxonomy places the organism in Eukaryota, Viridiplantae, Streptophyta, Magnoliopsida, Poales, Poaceae. Bases 27 to 728 code for a protein of 233 amino acids.